Exophiala oligosperma is the source of this 582-nucleotide messenger RNA. RefSeq lists its product as uncharacterized. The record is from RefSeq and is a predicted model, not a curated record. Lineage: Eukaryota; Fungi; Ascomycota; Eurotiomycetes; Chaetothyriales; Herpotrichiellaceae. Gene Ontology annotation, cellular component: membrane. The coding region runs from base 1 to 582 and encodes 193 amino acids. The transcript is spliced from 2 exons.
AUGGACGUCGAUGCCUAUAACAAACUUCGCGAGGAAUUCAUGCAGGUGUUUGAGAGAGAGGAGAAAGCCGAUCAGGUAUCAGCAUCUAGCGACGAGAAUGCUCUGCAACUCUCUUCGAUCAUGAACGAUGGCUGGGCUCGGGGCACAUUCUGGUACGUUCGUGCUAUGCAAAGCGUUACCGGCCUCUGGUCUGUAUUUUGCGACCGGAUUCAACCACCUACUGUCGUCAACACUGUGACAACGAUGAGUUUUACUUGGUGGCUCGUGUGCUAUGUCAACCCCUUGGGCUCGAUGCGACUUUUCUCGGGCCCUUGGGCGUCGCCCACGACAUCCGUGUUGGCUCAUGUCUACGGCAUGCAGAACUUGUACACCGGGUCCAUCCGCAUCUUUGCCGCCUACAACAUCGACACUCCUCCCCUGUACUACCUCGCCAUGUUGACGUAUGUCGGCACCAUCUUUCUCAACGCCACCGAGACAUUCAUCUGGAAGACGGCAAGGUUCGAGGAGACCAAGUUUGCUUUCCUACCUUCAUCGAUCGGCCUCGUUUGGCUUUUCACUCAAAAGAACUGGUACCUUUCUUGA